AUGUCGGACAAUGUCGCUAUAACGUGGGCGCCAGAGCCGCGACUGUCGGACGGCAUGAAUGCUGCUGAGGACAUGAACAGGUCUGGGGAAUAUGGUGGGACUGGCCUCGACGACAAUCAAACAGAUCUCUCCCAGAGUGUUGGCACAGCGACAAACACGCAGAGAAACACUCCUAUCGCCCUCUCCGCUCAAGAGCGAGCUGACUUAGUGGAGGAUGAUGAGUUCGACGUCGAUGCGGCCCUACCGUGGUCGACGGGGUCGCCGGGACUUACCCCGUCCGCAACCCAACAGUCCUAUUCUUCGUCGAACCACAAUUCCUUCAGUUCGCUAAACAGCCUUACGGGGCGUGACAGCGAUUUCGGUUAUCAAAUGGGGAGUCCAACCAACAACCGCACCCUCACAACCAGACACUCACGAAGUCUAAAUCGCGGCCAUCGUUCACCUCACUCAAAAUCUUUCUCGACUUCUUCCGCAACCACAAAGAGUGUCAAUAACGAACGUCCGACUUAUCCUGCUCAGUCAAUCGAGGAACUGAGAGGGCACCUUCAUGCCCCGAGGCCCACACGGCCACUACGGACGAAAAGCUCGCUUCCUGCCCAGAACCUCCUGUACAACGAGAUGUCCCUCUGGACCCAACAGACUCGAGAUCGAAAUUCUGGCAACGUUCACGGCACUCGGACUGCAGACAACACACCCAUGUCCAGCCCAGGUCUCCGGUCAGACGAUCGAGCUUCCUCUGGCGCAUCCCUUAAUGACCUAGAUAGGGAGCCUCAUCGCCUACCACCACAGACAAUCAAUACUGUCACUGUCGGUCACGACAUGUACUCGGGCAACAAAAUCAUCAAUGACUAUGAGGUCAUCGAGGAGAUAGGUCGCGGCGAACAUGGCAAGGUCAAGCUUGGGCGCGAUCUCAGGAAGGAAACAGUCGUCGCUAUCAAGAUCGUACCGCGCUUUUCAGGCAAACGACGCCUCGGCCGAUUAGGAACUCCAGAAGAUCGGACGAAGCGAGAAGUCGCCAUACUCAAGAAAGCAAGACACCCGAAUGUCGUGAGUCUUCUCGAGGUCAUCGAUGACCCCAACAAGAACAAGGUCUAUCUCGUCCUAGAAUAUGUUGAGAAAGGCGAGAUCAAGUGGAGAAAGCCAGGCGUGCGUGAGGUUACGGCUGUUAACAACAACCGGUUCCAGCAGGAGCGCAGAGGCUUUGCAGUUUCACUCGAACCCACCGACCAAGAUCUCUUCAGCGUUGCCCAGGCAAAACGCCGCCAUGAAAACGCACUACGAGCGCAAGCUUUCCGAGCUCUGACCUCGCACCGGCCAACACAUCCAGAACAUUGGGGUGAAGAUGUAGAGGAGGAGGAGGACCUUCGCGGCAUAUCUCGUUCUGCGUCCAGAUCAUUGUACGAGCCUAGCAACAUUAGCGGAACACACUCUGAAUAUGAACCCCUUGAGGGUUCUUUGGCAGGAAGCAUGUAUGGUGCGUACGCACCAGAAGAUUACACGUUCACUCGGAAGUUCAGCGUCGCGGGCAGCCUGAGCGCCAUCUCACACGUGUCCUCAGAGUGGGAUUUCGACGCCACAGACGACGAGCACGCAUAUGUCCCGGCCUUGACACUGGAGGAGGCUCGGCGUGCCUUCAGAGACACCCUCUCAGGUCUUCAGUUCCUGCACUUUAUUGGUAUCAUCCACCGCGACAUCAAGCCAGCCAAUCUCUUGGUAUCAAGCAACGGUACAGUGAAAAUAUCGGACUUCGGAGUUUCAUACCUUGGCCACCCGAAGGAUCCUGAGACAGAUCCGGAAUUCGAUCUCACAGAGCACGAUGUGUCGGCGAUAGACGACGAGAGAGAACUGGCGAGAUCAGUUGGCACUCCCGGUUUUUGGGCUCCUGAACUGUGCUGGGAGGAUUCCUCCAUGUUCGAAGAGAAGGACGGGCCGAAAAUCACCGGUGCCAUCGAUCUCUGGGCGCUGGGAGUCACACUAUACUGCAUGGUGUACGCUCGCCUGCCAUUUUAUGCAACUGAAGACAUGGGACUCCACGAGGCGAUUUGCACGACCGAGGUCUUUUUGCCAAAGACCCGACUUGUCCCCGUGGACACUAGUCAAGAGAAGCCUACUUCCCAGGUUCCGAAUUCGAUCAACAGCAACAAGCGGCUUGAUUACGAGCUCAAGUUUGAGGCAGUCCCUGAUACCGUGCGUGACCUUGUCCGUCAGCUUUUGAUCAAAGAACCGACAAAGAGAAUGACUAUUGAGCAAGCAAAGAAGCACCCAUGGGUUGUGGAGGGCCUGCAGGACCCAUCACAAUGGAUCAAGAGUCCUGAGCUGGGGAAAGAAGGCAAGAAGAAAAUCCUGGAUGUGGAUGAAUCGGAAUUAUCGGGUGCAGUGAGCAGAAUGAACAUCAUUGAGAAGGCUCUCAGUACAGUCGGUCGAGGUAUAGGGAGCUUGCUCGCAAGAAGCACUGGGCGGAAACGUGCUCCCAGUGGUGCAACAUCUACCAGUCGCUCGAGCGAGUCGUUUCAUUCCCCGUCAGCCUCCAGUGCCAGUACAGUGGGCAAGAGCGAGCGAGAGAAACUCCGCGAAGCACGCCGCUCAAGUUUGCGCGGUGACGAACUUCUAACGGCCUUGAAGACUUCAAGAGAGAACACCGAACACCCGUUGGCACAAAGUCAGACUGCUAGCCCGGACGACUCUGCACAUGAUCAGUAUUUUAGUGGACAUUUGCCCGCUGGAACAGUUGCAUCGCCAAUCUCCAGUGCUUCAGCGAGACACGAAACAAGACCUCCCGCACCGGAUCGCUCGGUCUCGACCAUGUCCAAUGCGGAAUCGAUCCGAACGAUUAGAGCGUCGCAUUUCAACCGACUCCACGUCCCUUUUCCCGAGACACCGCGAGACGAACGUCCGGCUUCGCAAGACAGAGGCUUCAGAGCCAGAGUUGAUGGUCUUUGGGAAGGUACAGCAAAGACGCUUGCACGGCUCGGAAGCAGAGAUCGACGUGCACCGCGAGAUGAACGUUCACCGGCUUCAAGUCGCCAUUCGUCAGAAAGUGACGCGUACGCAGGACCUAGCGUCGCUGUAAGCACAGCCUCAGCCGAGGGUUCUAUCGAGCCGCCAGACGUGUUGCGAACUGAAAUACCUAUGACCGACAAUACCUCUCCUGUACCACUGCAUCUCCCUAUUCAUGGCAACAAUAAGACUUCAUUCCAACCACCAGCAUCUACCCCUGAGGCAUUCGAGCACGCCCAAGAAGUCAACCAGCGCCGCCUUCUUCAGGAAGCUGAAGCCCAAGCAGCAGCUGCCGCGCAAGCUGCUUUGCAACCUCCAGCCCAGGUGACGGCUCAGUGUCCCCCUUCGCCCGAUGACAUUACCUUUCUCGAGAAGCAUCACGCACGAGCCAUGAAUGAACCGACAGGGUUCUCACUCGGCUCUAAUACCAUCCAUGGCGGUCCGUCUGCCAGCACUAUCGCCUCUUCACUUGAUGGUUAUGGAACGAGCAGCGUCUCGCAGAGCUUGUCAAAUCCCAGCAUUGGAAUCAUUUCCGGUGCUUCUUCUCCACCUGGCGAGGGCUUCUUCAGCUAUUCCGACGCUCCUGCGAAGGCAGUCGUCACGAAGGAGCCCGAGCCCGAGUUUAUGCGCACAGCGGAUACGGUGAUCAAGCAUGGGAAGUCGGCGCAGGUGGCGACAGCACCCGCCCUCGAACAUCGCGGGUACGAUGACGACGAGGAUGAGGAUGACUCUGACGACGGAAUGAUGAUGCCAGCUUCGUGCAAGAAGCCGCUGUAA
Molecule: messenger RNA, 3774 nt
Organism: Cladophialophora yegresii CBS 114405
Lineage: Eukaryota; Fungi; Ascomycota; Eurotiomycetes; Chaetothyriales; Herpotrichiellaceae
Product: CAMKK protein kinase
Exons: 1
Coding region: 1-3774 (1257 amino acids)
Biological process (GO): protein phosphorylation; intracellular signal transduction
Cellular component (GO): cytoplasm
Molecular function (GO): protein serine/threonine kinase activity; ATP binding
Source: RefSeq, a predicted model, not a curated record